Molecule: messenger RNA, 2630 nt
Organism: Cutaneotrichosporon oleaginosum
Lineage: Eukaryota; Fungi; Basidiomycota; Tremellomycetes; Trichosporonales; Trichosporonaceae
Cellular component (GO): cytoplasm
Molecular function (GO): glycosyltransferase activity
Source: RefSeq, a predicted model, not a curated record
AGGCGGACGCCCAUCCUCUCUCGCCUACUGGCACACCCUCGCCCUCCUCUGGCUCGUCCUCGACUCCGUUUCCGUCUCUCACAUCGCCCCUCCCCCUCAGUUCUCAUUCGCGCACUUCCUCUCGCUGUUCUUUAGUUCCUUGCACAGUUCCCAGCAUGGUCGAGUCUCUCGUGGACAAUCCGUCCGCCGCCGCCAACCCAGCGCUACCCGACGCCUUCGUUACUCUCCUCACCGCUGACUCAUAUCUGCCGGGCGCCCUCGCGUUGCUGCACGCCCUCCAUGAACUCCACCCAGCCCCACGCAACUUCAAGAUUGCCUGUCUUGUGACACCACAAACGGUCGACGCGGCGAGUAUCGGAGCCCUCCGCAAUGCAGGCUACGACGUUGUUAUCGGUGUUGAGCCCAUUGCAUCGGGCCAGAGAGGGCAGAGAAACCUUCAUCUCAUGGGCCGCCUAGACCUUGACCGGGCCCUCACCAAGCUACACAUCUUCCGCCUCGGUUCCAUGUUCAAGACCGUCUUUUACAUGGACGCCGACACCCUUCCAAUACGCCCCCUUUCCCACCUCUUCCAUUCAACUGCUCCACAUACUCUCUCGGCCUGCCCUGACAUCGGGUGGCCUGAUUGCUUCAACUCUGGUGUUAUGGUCAUCCGCCCCCGACUCAGCGACUUCGAGAACCUGCGGCAGCUUAUGGUAGCCGACAGCAGCGGCGGAAACGGCAGUUUUGAUGGCGCAGACCAAGGCCUUCUGAACCACUACUUCAGUGAGGAAGGCGAAGGCGGGCCUUGGCACAGACUCCCAUUCACCUACAAUGUUACCCCCAGCGCCGCAUACCAGUACAUGCCUGCCUUCAAGCGCUUUGCCCACAAGAUUAGUGUGAUACACUUCAUUGGGCCCAGAAAGCCUUGGAGUAGACUUCCCGCCCGUCCGGCCGGCCUCGGCAUUGCGGAGACUCAGGAUUCUCCUAUGGGCUAUGAAGCGCUGAUCGAUCGCUGGUUCGAUGUGUAUGAUCGCAAUGUCCGCCCCUCCGCUAUCCACGAACCCAAUCUUGCGAAACGUUUCACCGUACCGGAGAAUGUGGCCGUUUGGAACCGCCCCCAUAUCGGAGAGGAGGUUCAUCCAAGCGCGAGCGUCGCCAACUUGGUGCCCGUCAGAGGCCAGUACACCUCGCUUCCUCUUGACGGCCGAUAUGAUCUUAUGAUGCCGGAACCUGAGCCUGAGCUCAAGCCCGAUAUUAGCCCUCCGCCCACCUCUCAGUCCCACCUUCCCCACGCAACAGAGUCCCAGCAAGAUCAACGUGAGGCACGACAGCAGCAGCUUUCAAAUGCUACCGAGGAUUGUACCGCCCAGUCGUCGCAACCUUCUCCUCCGGAACAGGCGCACUCUUCUCCUUCUGAGCGGCACGAGUUUAGACAAGCGGCCUGGGACGGGUCUCGAGGUCCUCCUCCGAAAGACAGCCAGCCAGAGAUGGCAAAGGGUGUGCAAAGUUUCUAUGUCGCUGCGUGGGAUGAGCCGACCAGAUCGCAGGGCACGUACUAUCAAGAUCAUCACGACAGAUUCACGAUGCCGACUUUGCCGAACAAUGUCCGAGAGAAUGAUUGGUAUGGAGACUACACCAGAACCAUUCCGGACCCCAAGAAGAGCGGAGGCGCAUUCCCCUGGGAGGAGAAGGGACGAACCGCGCUUGCGAAGGCGUCGCGCAAGUUUCCGCAAGAGCGCCUCCCGACACCUCCGCCGGCUGUGGCCUCCAAGACGGACGAAUCCAUUACAACCGUCUUGCCCCCCGAUCCUGUUCAACUUGUGCCGAGCAAGGCGCCGGAGGGGGUGCAUCAUCACGCCUCCCAACCUUCUAAGCCGAUCCCCAGCUUCAACGAGGCGAUGGCUGAUUACACCAACGCUUGGGAUGCCGACGCCUCCAUUGGGCGCUAUGCCAAGAGGCUCACGGACCUCGGCAUCGCCACCUCGAGGCGUAAAGCUGGAAUGCACACAGUUCCUCCUAGCCCGCGUCGUUCAUCGCGUCACCUGCCCUUGCCCGCUUCGCAGAAGGACGACAACAUUAUCAAGUCCACCACUGAGGGCGGCAGGCGGCUGUCAUAUGAGGACAAGGGUACGCAGACCGAGCGCACCCCGCAGAAUGAUGCGAUAGUCCAAGUGUCACCAGAAAACAGUCCCUACUCAGAGAACGCCCCGCUUGUCCGCCAGAUGGUCUCCGUUGCGACCACGCCGGUGACUCCGCCAGAGAGACAGAUGUCGUCUCAGCCUGGUCCGAAAACGUCACCAGCAUCCUACUUCCCUGCAAUGACCUCCAAGCGCGGCGCUGCGAGGACGGCGGCUCGUGGUCCGCCUCGCGGUCGAGUAUGGGAUCCCCAGACCGACAUCGACGUGAUUGCGCGUCAUCCGGCCCUGGCGAAUUUUGGGCGCUAAGGGGGGUGGGUGCUGUACCGUUUGGCCAGGCCUAUGCGAAAUCGGUUCUCUUAUGUCGGUGUCGGACAUGUCACAGUCAUUAUAGAAAUGCAUGAUUUAAAUAUUUAUAUCAGGAAGUGCAUUGGCCGCAGCCGAAGUGUUCAGUAAGGGUUGGGACAGAAGAUAUCACUGUUUGCCACAAGUUUUGUCGUAUCGUUUGCAGCGCAG